AUGCCCGGGCUGCGCCGGGACCGCCUGCUGACCCUGCUGCUGCUGGGCGCGCUGCUGGCCGCCGACCUCUACUUCCACCUCGGGCCCCGCGUGCGGCGCCGCCUGCAGCACCGGGAGCGCCCGCUCGGCUGCCCGUGCGCCCGCCGUGCCGCCUCCCCGGCCCCAGCCCCGGCCCCCUCGGCCCCGCGGCGGGUCGAGCCGGGCGGCGGCGGCGAUCCCGGCUCCAAGCUGCGGGCCCUCUUCGCGCACCCGCUGUACAACGAGCCGGAGGAGCCGCCGCUCCUGGGGCCCGAAGACUCGCUGCUGGCCGGCCCGGAGGCGCUGCGCUAUUACCGGAGGAAGGUGGCCCGCUGGAACAGACGACGCAAGAUGUACAAAGAGCAGCUGAACCUCACGUCCCCGGAACCCCCAGUGCAGCUCCGCCAGGACGCCAGCUGGGUCCAGUUCCACCUGGGGAUCAACCGCCACGGCCUGUACCCCCGGUCCAGCCCCGUCGUCAGCAAACUCCUUCAGGACAUGAGGCACUUUCCCACCAUCAGCGCUGAUUACAGUCAGGACGAGAAGGCCCUGCUUGGAGCCUGCGACUGCUCUCAGAUCGUGAAACCCAGUGGCGUCCACCUCAAACUGGUUCUGAGGUUCUCGGACUUCGGGAAGGCCAUGUUCAAACCGAUGAGACAGCAGCGAGAUGAAGAGACGCCCGAGGACUUCUUCUAUUUCAUCGACUUUCAGAGACACAAUGCGGAGAUCGCCGCUUUCCACCUGGACAGGAUUCUGGACUUCCGGCGGGUGCCGCCGACCGUGGGCAGGCUGGUCAACGUCACCAAGGAGAUCCUGGAGGUGACCAGGAAUGAAAUCCUGCAGAGCGUUUUCUUUGUCUCUCCAGCCAACAACGUGUGCUUCUUCGCCAAAUGUCCGUACAUGUGCAAGACGGAGUACGCCGUGUGCGGCAGCCCGCACCUGCUGGAGGGCUCCCUGUCCGCCUUCCUGCCGUCCCUCAACCUGGCCCCGCGGCUCUCCGUGCCCAGCCCCUGGAUCCGCUCCUACUCGCUGGCAGGGAGAGAGGAGUGGGAGGUCAACCCCCUCUACUGCGACGCGGUGAAGCAGGCGUACCCCCACAACAGCAGCAACCGUCUGCUCAACAUCAUCGACAUGGCCAUCUUCGACUUCCUGAUCGGGAACAUGGACCGCCACCACUACGAGAUGUUCACCAGGUUCGGGGAGGACGGCUUCCUGGUCCACCUGGACAACGCCCGGGGGUUCGGCCGGCACUCCCAUGACGAGGUCUCCAUUCUGGCGCCGCUCUUCCAGUGCUGCCGGAUAAAGAGGAAGACGCUCCUGCACCUGCAGCUGCUGGCCCAGGCUGACUACAGGCUCAGUGACGUGAUGCGCGAGUCGCUGCUGGAGGACCAGCUCAGCCCCGUGCUCACGGAGCCCCAUCUCCUCGCCCUGGACCGCAGGCUGCAGACCAUUCUCAGGACUGUGCAGGACUGCAUCGCAGCCCACGGGGAGCAGAGUGUGGUGGCCGACGGCCCCGUGGGACAGUGGGCCCCAGACUCGAGCCGGGCUAAUGCGACAAGCUAGGGGCUGGAGGAGGCACACCCCAGAAAGUGGACCAGAGCCGCGGUGAACUCCGAGUGUGGACCACCGCAUCCCCGGGGCCCCCAUACAGGCUGGGGCCUGGGUCAGGAGCUCACGAGACAGGCAGGGCGAGGGGAUGAUUCUGAAAGAGCGGAAGUGUGACCCAGCGAGCCUCCCUCCUUGGAGCACUGGCCUGGGUCCCCUCCCCCGGGAAGCUCUACUCCAUCAAGGCCACAGACACCUGCUGAGCCCACUGGGAACCUGGACACAGGUCUGGCCUGGAGGCCUGGCUCCCGGGACAGCAUUAACUGUCACAAAUAAAAUGACACGACAUCAGAUGGACUCCUCUAGGUGUUUACUAUGGCCACAAGGAUGAUUCCUGAUCGACACAGAAACAUCCGGCGUCUCAGAAGCAAAGAACGGAACUACACAUGGCGACUCUCCAACUGGUUUAAAGUGCACUCCACAGUCGACCCGCGUCCCAAUCACUGUGGCCCAGUCUCAACACAGCCGUCCCCUCUGAUUUCUCAGAUGUGUUAUCACAAGAGGUAGACAGAGGGAUCUGCUCAGG
Budorcas taxicolor (takin) is the source of this 2149-nucleotide messenger RNA. RefSeq names its product FAM20A golgi associated secretory pathway pseudokinase (gene FAM20A). The transcript has 11 exons. Lineage: Eukaryota; Metazoa; Chordata; Mammalia; Artiodactyla; Bovidae. Gene Ontology annotation, cellular component: Golgi apparatus. Gene Ontology annotation, molecular function: protein serine/threonine kinase activator activity. The coding region runs from base 1 to 1581 and encodes 526 amino acids. The record is from RefSeq and is a predicted model, not a curated record.